This is a messenger RNA of Scheffersomyces coipomensis, 2810 nucleotides long. RefSeq lists its product as uncharacterized. The coding region runs from base 158 to 2395 and encodes 745 amino acids. The transcript has a single exon. The record is from RefSeq and is a predicted model, not a curated record. Lineage: Eukaryota; Fungi; Ascomycota; Pichiomycetes; Serinales; Debaryomycetaceae.
UGUAGAUUUUUACAGCAUAUCUAGAGAUAGAUAUUUUUUUGCUCACUUCAUAAAAACUUUUUGGCAGCAAAAAGUUUAGCUACCAUUUACAUUUUGAGAGCAUUCAUCUACUAAGGUCCAUACAAACCAUAAUCAUCAAAUAAUCAAUCUUAAAAGGAUGUAUAUUGGUGAUAUUUAUCAAUCUAAUGAUGAAAUUGACAAUGAAAAAAGCAGAAAAUCUGUUAUAAGAGUGAAUCAUAAGAAAAGAUCAAUAACUACAACUUUACAAUUCACAAAGAGGGACUUUGAAUUCAACAAUAAUAAUAAUGAUGUAUCAUUCGGAACAAACUUAUUACUUGGAGAAGAUCCUAUAGUGCAACAUAGUGGUGUCCAAAGCAUGGCGCUAUUUAAAGACUUUGGUUCAUAUGAUUUAUACGCCUGUACAGGAUACUGCUACGUACUUUUGGUUUUUGGAUUUGUUGUAUUUGGCGCUAUCGCCUUUGCUACAAGAGAGUACUGGCUUUCAUUUGCAAAAAGGGCCAUGUCAGCUACAAGUGCAAGAUUACGUGAUAUUAAUUGGAAUGCUGCUACUGUAACAGGAAUUGCAAAGGAAAAUGUUGAAGAAGAGAAAAAUGAUAUUGUUGAUAAUACUUCUUUCCAAAAUGAUGCUUAUAACCUAGGUCAAGGUAAUGAAGAACAAUUAGAGAAUGGAAAGGAACCUGUAAGCCCAGCGGUUGGAUAUGAAAUGGAAAGGAAUGGAAGUCAAUCUCUUGGACCCCAAAUGCCUUUGAACUCAAUAUUUUCUCACUUUGCAGACAGCCAGGGUUUUGGUAAUUCUGGAGCAAUAAGAAGUUCAAGUUCAGAGAGUUUACAAACGAAAAUACAAUCUUUAUUACAUAUAAAGAUACUUAAUGAUGACAAUGGUAGUGAUGCUGUUAGUGAAGAUUCAAUAACUGGUUUUAUAAAAACGGCACUUAUAGAGAGAGAAGGAUUAGGACAUUAUAAUGUUGAUAAAAAGAGAUAUUAUUAUAAAGAUCUUUAUGAAAUUAGAAAUAAAAUCAACAAGCUGUUAUUUUCCAAAUUAAGGGAUGAAGAAGGUGAUAAGCAAUAUAUAAAAUUGACUACACUACUUACAUGUUCUAAACCUUACCCACUUCUGACUUUCCCCUCCGUUCUCUUAGCCAAUCAAGCCAUUGUCGAUAUUCGUCCCAACUUUAUAGAUGAAAAAUAUGAAGCAGCUCUAAAGAAAGAAAGUUCUCCAAAGGCGGAAUCUAUUUUACAAGGAAUUAGAAUCCAGAAAGCUGAAAAUGCUCUUAAUGUUGUGAAAUUAUUAUCUAUGGGUGCUUCAUAUAAAUUAUUUGAUAAUCCUAAUUAUUUUAUUCCUAGUUUCAAUGAUGUAAUUGAAUUUAUCAUGGAUAAUAAUUACUUAUUUAAUAUUAUUAAAGUCAAUUCAAACAUUUGUCAGUACGAUCAAAGUUUAUUCAUUGAAAUGGUAUUAAUGUAUUGUUGGACUCAUUAUACAUUUAAACAAGCUGAAGAAGAAUUGGUUAAAAGAGAUGAUGAAGAAGAGUUAUCAUUUAAACAAGCUCAGUUUUUAUCACUUAAGAAAACUUUUGAGCAAUGGAAUUUAGUUGAUCCAAUAGUUCAAUCGAGACAUAAUAUAUUUAGAUAUUUUUGUAAUAUUUUAUUAGGAUUAGGACCUACAGAUUGGAUACCUCAGACAAUAAGGAUAGAAAUUGAAUUAAAGGCAUUUAUUUUACUCCGAGAAGCCGUUAAAAUUUCAGUUUGUCAUGAAUAUUUAAGUAUGAUACCUAUGAUUGCUAUAGCAAUUGCAAUAACUUUUACAUCAGGAACCAAAUAUUUAUUUUAUGAAAUUUUAAAUAAAAUUCUUAAGACUCAUUCUAAUUGUUGUAUGAAAGAAUAUUUACAACAAAAUGAUAGUGAUUUAAAAGCAAUAAUUCAACAUGGAUUUUGGUCGAAGAAUGAUUCAAAAGUUUUUAAACAAACGGAGAAAAUCUAUGAAUAUUUAAUUAGUAAAAAAUUUGAAAUAGUUGAGAAAUGGAAAGCUGAAGUUGAACAAGAUGGUACUACAUUUCCUAGUAAUGUUAUAUAUAAAGGACCACCUAUAAUUCCACCAACAGCUAAUCCAUUAAAUGAAGUAAAUUUCCCUCAAGUUCCAGAUACUCCAUUACGUGAAGUUGCAAAAGUACCUGAAUUUUCUACAGCUCGUCAAAGACCAACAACUCCUGGAGCAUGGAGUGUACUAAGGGAAGAUAAUAAUCAAGGUAAUAAUAAUCAUAAUAAUACUAUGAAUGAUGAUGGAGAUGAAGAAGGUGACGGUGAACCAGAAAUAGAAGGAAGUAGAGGAAGUGAUAAGGGAAUAAAACAUCAACGUCAACUUAAUCCUCUCAUAUAGUUACGACAUUUAUAAUCUUAAAAAUGUAUAUAUAUAAACAUCUUAUAUAAAAGAAUUGCAACCAAAUAGAUUAAAAGUUGAAUUAAAAUAUAUUAUAUGCCGUAUUUAAACAAAUGACACAAAAGGCGAUAGAGUUUGCAUGUGAAGCGCACCUUCAGGAGAUAAUAAUUUGAACCGAGCUUUAACUGAUUUUGUCUGUACCGAGAAUUACUGAGCACCGAUAAUUUAGUGAGCCCAUUGGAACUCAUGAGACUAUCUUAAUUAUUGAUAUGUUUAUUCGUAGGGGUGUCUAGUUGGACUAAUAAUGUGUAGAUAUAAUUAGUAUGCUUGUAAUGAUACAACUAUAUAGUAUGGAAUGACCAGUUAUACUAGAUAACUCCACGGUAAAUGAACUAGUACUAAUAACAUAUAUUAC